CCGUUGCUAAGAUCGAGAACAAAAACCCGAAUAUCAUAAAUAUUUUUUUACCAUUUACAUAUUAUUUUUUUUGUUGGUCUCGUUAUUUAUUCGAUCGACAUUUAUUUAUUUUUUACCAUUUAUCAAAUACAAUUAUGGUUGAAUAUAUUUGCUUUUAAAUUUUGAUUACCAUCAUCAUAUUUUAAUUAAAGUGUUCAAUUCAUUCUUCACCAUCAUCGGAUCUCAUUUCUUUAUAUUCCAUAUUUAAAAAAUCUAUCAUUAUCAUUAUUGGUGAAGAAAAUGUCACGUGCUUUUGGAUCAACAAUUCAACCGAAUGGCCAAAGAAAAGCUUUAGCUUGUAUUAGUCAAAAUCCUGCCAAUAUCAAUAAACAAAAUGUUCUUAAGCCGAAUAAUCAAUAUGGACUGAAUAUUCAAUCAUUAAAAUCACAACCAUUUAUUACAUUCCAAAAAUCAGUAUCGACAUCGAAUUUAGUUGAUCAAGAAAAUGAUUACCUCAAACCACAAAAUGUUCAACAACAACAACAAACAUUCAAGAUUUAUAAAGAUGUUCAAGAUACACCUGUUGAACAAAAACAACAACAACAGCCAGGUAAAAAUCAAGAAGAAUUACUUCAAGAAAAUAUUGAAGCUGUUAAAAAAGAGUUAAACAAUUUUCUCAUCGAUUCUUUAGAAAAAUCUCUUGGUACAGAUGACCAAAAGAUUUGUGAUCAAUCUUUUAAAUCAUUAUCAGACAAAGAGAAUGAUCCAAAGAAUGAUGUCUGCCCUGGUAAUGAUGAUGAUACUGAUAUGAUUAUCGAUGAUUAUGAUGAUUUGGAAAAUCAAAAAGAAAAUUUUCAAUCACAUUUAUCAAUACAUUCGGAUAUAAGUUAUGUACAACAUUAUCCAGAAUUAGAUUUACUUGGCGAUUAUUCAUCAAACAUAUGGUAUUAUAUGCUUGAAAAAGAACGAAAAUUUAUGCCAAAUCCAUUCUAUAUGAGUAAUCAGCAAAAUAUCAAUACAAAAAUGCGUUCGAUCCUAGUCGAUUGGUUGGUCGAUGUAGCUGAUGAAUAUAAAUUAAAAGAUGAAACACUUUUUCUAGCCAUCAACUACAUUGAUCGAUUUUUAUCCAAUUAUUCUAUUACGAGACAAGAAUUUCAAUUAUUAGGUACAUCAGCAUUGUUUAUUGCAUCAAAAUAUGAAGAAAUUUAUCCACCAGAAUUGGCUGAUUUUGUAUAUAUUACGGAUGAUUCUUUUAGUAAAGCACAGAUAUUGCUUAUGGAAAAAACUAUAUUGAAUGGUUUGGCAUUUGAUGUUUCAGUACCAACAAGUAAUUAUUUUUUGGAAAUGUUUUCGACUAAACUCGUUUUGGAUAAACAAAUCUAUUGUCUUGCCAAAUAUUUAAAUCUAUUGACUAUGUUAGAAUGUACACCAUUUUUAAAGUAUUAUCCAAGUGAAAUUGCCAUAUGUUCAAUAAUGUUGGCCGGUAAAAUAUUACGAAUUUCUGAUAUCAUUCCUGAAGAUUUUUUACAGCAAUCAAUAUUGUAUGAAAAACAAUUGGGCAAUCAAGGUGAUGUGUCACAAUUAUUAGAUGAACGGAAUAAUCUUUUGGAAGCAUUGAAUCAAUUACGAUUAUAUGCAAAUAAACAUCCACAGCAAGCUAUUCAGAAAAAAUAUUGUGAAAAUAAAUUUUACAAUGUAUCCAAACUGGCUGAUGAAGCGAACAUUUGAAAAAUAUUGGCUGCCAAUUUUCUUGAUAAAAAUGAAUGACGAAAUGUUUGUUCAAAUGUAAUUG
Messenger RNA from Dermatophagoides pteronyssinus (European house dust mite), 1771 nucleotides. Its product is annotated as G2/mitotic-specific cyclin-A-like. Gene Ontology annotation, molecular function: cyclin-dependent protein serine/threonine kinase regulator activity. Gene Ontology annotation, biological process: mitotic cell cycle phase transition. NCBI's taxonomy places the organism in Eukaryota, Metazoa, Arthropoda, Arachnida, Sarcoptiformes, Pyroglyphidae. The record is from RefSeq and is a predicted model, not a curated record.